Messenger RNA from Paramisgurnus dabryanus, 1401 nucleotides. RefSeq lists its product as uncharacterized. Lineage: Eukaryota; Metazoa; Chordata; Actinopteri; Cypriniformes; Cobitidae. The record is from RefSeq and is a predicted model, not a curated record. Gene Ontology annotation, molecular function: transmembrane signaling receptor activity. Gene Ontology annotation, cellular component: plasma membrane.
AAAAUGUGUUAUUUCAAACAGAAGUCAGAAGCACUAAGUGGUAAAAAUACACAUUAAAUAACACGGAUACAGUAAAAUGACACGAUUAGUGUUUAAUACACAAGUUGCACAUGCAGUGAGGGGCACAAACAGCAGGAGUGGGUUUCAUGAGCUGAGGACAGGAAGUACUUAUGUGUUUUGUACAAAAGGCAAAGAUGCUCAGUAACUACCCACACAUCCUUAAUCCAACCACAGGACAAACAAUAGCUGAUCACACGUGAUUUCUGCUCAACAAAGACUGCUUUCAUAAAAUUUAAAAUGUUCAGCAAAUUGUCCACUGUUGUCAUUCUCUUCUCAGGAUUUUGUGCAGCACUCUGUGAACUCAGUAUAAGCGCAUACAGGGGUGAAAGAGCCAACUUCGAAUGCGCUUACACGGCAGACAACAUCUUCAGCCUGAAGUAUUUCUACAAAAUGAAAGCAGGACACAACCUCAAUGACAUCUACACAUUAAACAGACAGAGGUUUCUGCAGAAAGGCAGAGUAUCAAUAACUGAUGAUCAUCAGAGAAAAACACUUCAAGUAUCUAUAGACUCUUUAAGUGAAAGUGAUUCAGGACUUUACGCUUGUGCGGUUGGCAAAGGUCACAAUGUGGAAACUUUUGUUGUGGUCAGACUUUCAGUAAUGAUGGCACCUCAAAAAAAAGUAAACUCAGUCAGAUCUUCUGUCCCGACUGAGAGAUCCUUCAUCAAGCACACAGAGACAUCUAAAUGUGACAUGGUGACAGAACCGUUCACACCAACACAUUCAGCUAUUACUAAAACGUCCAAUGAAACAAAUCAUUCAGAUUGGAGGUGGAUGGCUCUUUAUGUUGGACCAUCUGUUGUUAUUGUAGCUGUAUUGUCUGGUGUACUGAUACUCGUCUGUUGCUUCAGACUCAGGAGAAGAUCAUUGCAAAACACAAGACACAGGAAAAGUGUGUGUAAGCCGACUGGUAAUAGUAAAACUGAGAGAACUGAAAAUCAAUACAAUGAAUCACAUGUCAGAAGCAAGCAUCAUGACUCAAUAUACCAGGAGCUGAACAAGAAGCAGUCUGAUCCAAUUUAUGAAUGUUUUAACUAUAAAAAUAACCUUAAAAACUAACUGGGCUUUUUAUGUUUAAUGUACUUCUAUCAUGUAUGCAAUUUUCCUAUACUUGUAAUAUAUUUAAAAUGUAAUUAUGUGACCCUGCCUGUGAAAACCUAGUCAUUUUAUUGUGUUGUUUUAUGUUUUAUAUUAUGCACGUUCUGUGAAUAUAUAAGCUUAAUAUCUAAUAUAUUGACUGAGUAAGGUCAGUCAAACUUGCAUGUUCCUAAUCUCAUCAUUAGAUUAUGAGAUUUUAACAUGGAUUUUAUAGAUAUUAUUGUAGAUAAUAUUGUAUAUUAA